UGUACGCUCGCUCAGUUUACGGUAUUAUUUAAACUUUCGAAACUUAGUAUUUUUCCGUUGCAACGAAAAUGGAUUUGCAAUAUGAAGAAAAUGGUACGCCGUUCGUGAUGUGGGGAGACAGUAAGAUCCAGCUGGAGAAUUGGCCGAUCACGGAAAAGUUUUACACAGAAAAGGCAGAGACCGAAUUACGAGAGACGCCCGAAGGAGUUGCGAAAGCUUUACGAGAACUAAGAGAACUAUUAAAAGGUGAAAAAAACCUUAACAUUCCUAUUGACAAUGAUGACUUUCUGAUGAAAUUCCUCAGGCCCUGCAAAUUUUAUGCAGAGAGUGCUCUAAAGAAGAUACAAGCAUUCUACAAAUUCCGCCAAGCGCAUGCAACCUACUGCCAUGACCUGAUGCCGUCGGUGGUGCGAGCCGCCUUCGACCACUCCAUCAUAUCCAUCCUGGCGCCGCGCGACCAACAUGGUCGCCGCAUCAUGUUCGUCGAGUCCGGCAAGGGCUGGGACCCUCGCGCGGUGCCUCUAUCCGAAGUGUUCCGCGGCGUGCAGCUGGGCCUGGAGGCAGCCAUGACAGAGCCGCGCACGCAGGUCUCCGGCGUCAUCGUCAUCAUGGACAUGCAGGGGCUGGCCCUUAGUCACGUGCUGCAGUUCACGCCCUCCUUCGCCAAGAUGGUCGUUGAAUGGGUGCAGGAUUGCAUCCCGAUCCGGCUAAAAGCGGUGCACAUCGUGUAUCAGCCGUACGUGUUCAACAUGGUGUUCGCGCUGUUCAAGCCAUUCCUGCGCGAGAAGCUACGCUCGCGCAUACACUUCCACGGCAACAACAUGGACUCGCUCAAGGCACACGUGGACGGCAAAGCGCUGCGUCCGCGCCACGGCGGUUCGCUGCCCGAGGUGGAGGUUACUGGAGAGCUGCUGUGGAAAAUGCUGUCACAUUACGAGGACGGUUUUAAAAGUAGGUUUUAA
Molecule: messenger RNA, 962 nt
Organism: Cydia amplana
Lineage: Eukaryota; Metazoa; Arthropoda; Insecta; Lepidoptera; Tortricidae
Product: alpha-tocopherol transfer protein-like
Exons: 6
Coding region: 69-962 (297 amino acids)
Cellular component (GO): membrane
Molecular function (GO): phosphatidylinositol bisphosphate binding
Source: RefSeq, a predicted model, not a curated record